Molecule: messenger RNA, 2421 nt
Organism: Capsaspora owczarzaki ATCC 30864
Lineage: Eukaryota; Filasterea; Ministeriida; Capsasporidae
Exons: 1
Coding region: 1-2421 (806 amino acids)
Molecular function (GO): protein binding
Source: RefSeq, a predicted model, not a curated record
AUGACGCUGACAGCACCGCUUGCCGUCCUCGCCGUGCUCGCGGGGCUGCACUUUGCAACAACGCUGGCCCAAUCACCGUCCGCAUCCUGUUCGGGCUCGCAGCCAUUGGUCGGCGCUUCCAAUACGCCACGUAGUUACGACGGAUCCGUUGGUGUCUACAAUGCUCCAUGGAUGAGUCCUCCGCCUGCAUCCUACAAUUCGGGGGCUGGCAAAUGCAUCACCUGGCAGUACACGCCAGCCACUGCUGGAAACAUUUACUUUAGCACCUGCGGACUCACCUCGGAUGAUACCGUGCUGGUCGCUUCGACGGGUGCUUGCACAAAUGACUUUGGCGAGACAAUGAUUCUGAUGCUUGAUGACACGAGUGGCUGCCAAUUUCGAACAAUCUUGAGUUUUGAAGCAACGGCAGGAACCCGCUACUUUCUCCAUAUGUGUACCUAUGCCUCGUACUAUUUGGAUCCCAGUACAGCAGUCAAGCUCACGUCCGGGCAAUUCAUAUUUGACUUUCAGUGCCCCGCUGGCAUGACGGAUCACGAUUCGUUGGUCGAGACAGCAUGCAUUAGCUGCACAGGCGUGCAGGGCAUCUACGCCCCGGUCGAUUCGCGUGGGGCAUGCUCCACUUUGCUCUGCCCGGCCGGCACCUCGGAUGACGACAGCUCUUCGCUUACUCCUUGUGUUGCAUGCGGUCCCGGCACCGAUACGUCGUCACCUGGCAAAUAUGGUUUGUGCACCAACUUUAAUGUGCCUGCAGGCAAGUACGAUCAUGACUCCAACUCUGCCACCGCGGCGCUGACGUGCCCUGCUGGAAAUUAUGCGCCCGCAGCCGGCGUUUUGUGCACACCGUGUGCAGCUGGGUCAUGGGACCAUGAUGGGUCGUCCGCAACCGCAUGCGUUUCGUGCGCGUCCGAGUGCGUGGCUGGGUAUUACGAAUCACCGGGAUGCACUCCCACGACCAACCGCGCUUGCGCCACCUGCACUCCCGUUACCUCCUGCGCCGCGUCGAGCACGACGUGCACGUCACCCACAACCUCGCGCUGCUCGACUUGCCUUGCAAACUUUUACAAAGUGGCGGGUCCCUCGAGCGACACGUGUGAGGCCUGCGCUGCAGCCUGCACCACGGGAACGUUCGAGACUGCUGAUUGCACGGCGACAAGCAAUCGCGUGUGCACCGCAUGCACUGCCAUUUCCGAUUGUGAUGCGACAGUUUCCUGCACUUCGACAAGCAACGGCCGCUGCUCUGCCUGCGCUUCGGGGCAUUACCUCGUGCCCGGCUCUACCUCGGCUCAAGACGCGUGUGCCGUGUGCGAGACCUGCGGGGUUGGCACGUUUGAGUCGCAGGCGUGCACGCAUGCCACCAACCGAAACUGCACGCAGUGCACGCCGCUUGAAAACUGCGCUCAAGUAUCGUGCACCGACACCACUGACUCUGUGUGCGUGCAGUGCCAUGCGGGCUCAUUCUACAAUACGACCAGCCAGGCGUGCCACGCGUGCGUCGAGUGCGCUUCGAACGAGUUUGAAGCCAUCGCUUGCACCUUCCUCACCGACCGCUCAUGCAGUGCUUGCGCCAACGUGACAAACUGCGCGUCUGUGACUUGCACAUCUUUGGACGACUCGGUUUGCGAAUCCUGCACGUCCACCACGUACAUGUCACCCAACGCCACCGCGGGCGACGACGAGCAAUGCUUGCCCUGUGCGCCUGUCGCCGGUUGUGCGCACGCGAACGUGGUGUGCACGACUGCCACCGACUCUCGUUGCAACGUUGCGGCCAGCUCGGCGGAUCCGACUGUCAUUAUUGUUGUUGUCGUUCUAGCUGCAUUGUUGUUGAUUGUUGUACUGGCUGUGCUGCUUGUCAAGCGACGACAACGUCGCAACGCCCGCAAAUCUCCUGACGCCACUCGUCGUUCUGGGCAAACCAACCAUCCCGCGACCACGAUGGAAAUGCUGGCCAAUCCCCUUUCUGAUCAUGGUGUCCAGAGCGACAAUGAGGCGUACUCGCAGGUGAAGUACUCGACCGCAGCAGGCGACAGCAGCAACCUGUACGACACCCUUGCUCUUGGCGGUCGGCCGUCUGGCUCUUCACCACGAGCAACGCAGGAGGCGCUCUAUGACAACAUUCGUCCAGCUCCACCAGCAGAGCCAGUCUACAGCAAUACAACUCAAACCACGCAGGCUCACACGCUUGAAUACGAGGCACCGAAAUUCGACUCUCGUGUUGUUGACUCGACUGCCGCCACCUCGCCGACUUAUGAGAUGGCAACCUUCGGGGAGCCUCAGUAUGAAGCACCGGUCUCCGCCGUCGAGGCGUACGCCACUGGCUCUGCACCCUACGACACUCUUCACCGCAGAUCUGCAGUCGAGUCUCCCGCCUCCGAUGGGGUUGUUUACACUCGCGUUUACGCUGCUUCCGGAAGCAACUCCUAG